AUGCCAGCAUAUCUGCUCCCCACUUCAGAGGGUGCCGAUUGGACAACGGAGCAUCCGCCAAGCUAUGAUGCUCCAAAUCCACGGCAAAUUUUGAGAAUUGCUCUGAAUUUGAAAUUCUUGAUCGAUGAAAUAGUGCCAAUUAUUUACACGGAGGAACAAAUCACCUGCGAUCAUUCUAGGAUUCUGAAUUCUCGCGUUUUAAAGCUUGCCCGUCAAGCAUGUGGAGGAGAAAGCGACCGCAAGUCCUCACGGAAAUAUCAAUCGGUGAUGAUAUUUUGUUUACUCAAGGUUUGCUCAUGGUAUUGGGAUCUUGCUGCGUGCGAACUACAUAACGCAGAAAUUUAUCUUUUAAGGGCAACAACAGCUCAACAGCUGUGUAAGCUAAUCAUCGAAGAAGAAGAGCAGAUUGACUUGCACUAUACCCUCAUACAAAUGUUGUGCCGCAGAUACGUGAUUAACGAGAAUGAUUUGGACUGUGAUGCCGAAAGUGCGCUAGAGCUUGCAAUGGACAUGCACUGCACGAUUGUAAUUGGGUCUAGUGGAUACCAACGUUGCCUGAAGUGGCUAUGGCGGGGAUGGAUUGUGCAGAAUCGAUUUGAUCCCAGCACUUACGUCCUGUGCGAGAAGAUCCCAUCUUAUCAAUUUACCACGCACUUUCAUCCCGACAGAUUGAAGACCCCAAUGUAUCAAAACAUCCUGGAAGUGUUUUUCUCAGUUGUUUUUUUAAUACUCUACACGAUUGUUGUGAAUAGUAAGGAUUCUGAAGCAGUGACGGGUAUUGACGUUUGUGAGGGCAUUUUCUAUUUUUUCACUAUUGGAAGUGUCCUCGACGAAGUUUACAAGGUUUACCAUGUGGGUUGGAAUUAUGUGGGCUUUUGGAAUGCGUUCAACGAUGUGAUGUACUCUAUCAUAAUUACUUCCAUGGGUUUGAGAAUUGUCAGCGUAAGCCCCAUUCAUACCAAAUAUCCAGCUGCAUAUUGGGAUAAGAUUUCAUAUAGAAUACUAUCGUGUGCUGCUCCUCUUGUGUGGUCCAGGCUAUUACUCUAUUUAGAAUCAAGCAGGUUUGUGGGUGCAUUAUUGGUUGUUUUGAAACACAUGAUGAAGGAGUCUAUUGUGUUCUUUUUUCUAUUACUCUUAAUGACAAUAGGUUUUCUUCAGGGGUUUUUGGGUUUAGAUUCUGCCGAUGGGAAACGCGAAAUCACUUGGCCAAUUAUGUCAAAUUUAGUGCUCACUGUUCUUGGCGAGGGUGGGUUUGAUAUGUUUGAAAAUUUCGCUCCACCAUACGCGGCGAUUCUCUAUUACGCUUACUGCUUCAUUGUUACUGUGAUAUUGUUGAACAUUUUGAUCGCUUUAUACAGUACUGCUUACCAAAAAGUCAUUGAUAACGCUUUAGAUGAGUAUAUGGCUCUCAUGGCUCAAAAGACUUUAAGAUAUAUCAGAGCUCCAGAUGAAGAUGUCUAUGUCCCACCAUUCAAUAUCAUUGAACUAAUAAUUACACCUUUCAUGCACUUAAUGCCCCGGAAAAGCGCAAAAGAAUUUAGUAAUAGCGUGAUGAUGGUGAUUUACUUUCCCAUGUUGGUUUUUAUUGCCAUGAAAGAGGUACGUGAAGCCAGAAGGGUUGCAUACAAUAGAAUGAAGAAGUUGGAUGACGAUGCGAAUGAGACUGAUGUCGCUUGGGAUUUGACGGAUGGGUAUGUUGAAGAAGAUGACGAGUGGAUCCCCAACGGCAAUGGCUCGGGUAUAGCUGCUACGCAAAGGAAGAACAGGAGAUCUUUACAAUUGCAGCGGGAAGCUGAGAAUGUUGAUCCAUCAUUCAAGGUCAAGAGAACUUGGUAUAAAGAAGUCAAAAGCGCUGUCCAGCCAGUCGAAAAAGGUUUUGAAUCUGGAAUUGGUUGGGAAAACUAUGAUAUAUAUCGUGAGCUGUCCGAAAAGCAUGCAUCCACUGAGAAAAAAGUUGAAGAUUUAACAAACAUGGUAAAGGAACUCACGAAUUUAGUGAAAGAGCUUAAAAUAGAGCAAACUAGCAAAUAG
Lachancea fermentati is the source of this 2031-nucleotide messenger RNA. The record is from the annotation of a GenBank genome assembly. Lineage: Eukaryota; Fungi; Ascomycota; Saccharomycetes; Saccharomycetales; Saccharomycetaceae.